Hordeum vulgare subsp. vulgare (domesticated barley) is the source of this 2661-nucleotide messenger RNA. Its product is annotated as putative U-box domain-containing protein 53. The record is from RefSeq and is a predicted model, not a curated record. The transcript has 9 exons. The coding region runs from base 139 to 2295 and encodes 718 amino acids. Lineage: Eukaryota; Viridiplantae; Streptophyta; Magnoliopsida; Poales; Poaceae. Gene Ontology annotation, biological process: protein phosphorylation; protein ubiquitination. Gene Ontology annotation, molecular function: ubiquitin-protein transferase activity; ATP binding; protein kinase activity.
GCUCGGCCUGCUCGUCGGCGCCGCGCGCGUCGCGGCGGCGGGAGUCUCGUGCUUCUCUCUCGCGGCGGCGGUAAUUUCCCGCUUCCGUUGCUGACCGAUUCCGAUCCCCCGUCUCUUGCUGAUGAACCAGGGCACGCGAUGGCGGACAAAGGGGAAGAGGAGGAGGCCGGAGCGGCGGGCGCGGCGCCCACGGUGGUCGGGCUGGCGCUCGGCCGCCCCAAAUCCAGCGCCCGCGUCCUCCGGUGGGCGCUCGGCAACUUCACCAGGGACGGCGCCCCUCCCGCCUUCUUCAAGCUCAUCCACGUCCUCACCCCGGUCCGGGCCGUGCCAACGCCAAUGGGGAACCUCCUCCCGAUUGACGAGGCCAGCACCAUCGUCGCCGAGGGCCAUCUCGAGAAACUGUGGAUCGAGAAGCAGGAAAUGCUGCGCCGCUGCAAGGACAUAUGUGAUGAAAACAAGGUUGAAGCUCAAGUACUGCUUGUUGAGGGUAAGGAUCUCGCGGAUACCAUUUCCAGUCUUGUUUCUGAGUACCAGAUACGGUUCCUCGUUGUCGGUAACGGUAACCCUUCCAGCAAGAGCCCAUUCACUAGGAGGUCCGGUGCAAGUAGGACGACCACCAAAAUUUGCAAGUGUCUCCCCAGCUUUUGCACAGGAUAUGUUAUUUCAAAGGAUGGAUUGUCUUCAGUUCAUAUUCCUGAAUCAGAAAGUGGCUUGCCCUCUGGCUCUCUAGUACCAAAAGGCAACUCCGGGGGCUCCAGCACCGAAGAAUCUACAGAUGGAACGUCCUCAAGAUCAGAUUUGGAUGGCAGUUCAGGGCAGGGCCUGCCUGGUCUUCCAAACCUGCCACGCUCCACCUUGGAAUCAGAGAACCUCGAAAGUAGUUCACCUGUUCGAGGUUAUACUCUGAACGAUUAUCUCACUGGAAAGGUGCCAGUAUAUGCCAACAAGGACAGAGGAAUUGGUUCGGACAAGGUGCCAACAAAAGAAAUUUCACUGCAGGAAUUAAUGCUUUCAGAUAACAAGCAUGAUGUCAGUAGAGAGCUUGAAAAGCUGAAGCUUAAGUCUGUUGAUGCAUCUCUUCAGGUGAAUGAGUUAGCUGCGAGACGCGUGGAAGUGGAAGCUCAGUUAAGUCAGAUCCAGGCCAGGGUGGAUAAUGCUACAGCAUCAUUCUCAGAGUUCACUUGGGAAGAGAUUGAUAAUGCAAGGUCAUGCAAGAUCGGAAUUGGGUCUAAUGGAACGGUAUACAAGGGCCAUAUCAAUCACUUGGAUGUAGCGAUAAAGGUCCUUCAUUCUAAUGAUAGCACCAGUACCAAGCAUUUCAACCAAGAGCUUGAGAUUCUGAGCAGAAUACGCCACCCACACUUGCUGAUGCUCCUGGGAGCCUGUCCGGACAAGGGCUGCUUGGUGUAUGAGUACAUGGAGAAUGGCAGCCUUGCGGAUCGUCUGCGGUGCAGAGAGGGCACACCGCCGAUCCCAUGGUUUGAUCGCUUCCGCAUUGCCUGGGAAAUUGGGACAGCCCUCGCGUUCCUGCACAGCGCAAAGCCCAGCCCAAUCAUCCACCGUGACCUCAAGCCUGAAAACGUCCUCCUCGACCGCAACCUGGUGAGCAAGAUUGGCGACGUGGGCCUGUCAACCCUGAUGCCACCCAGGGAGACCCUGUCGAACCGCACCAUGUACAAGAACACCGGUCUGGCGGGCACGCUGUUUUACCUGGACCCGGAGUACCAGAGGAGCGGGCAGGUGUCGGUCAAGUCGGACACGUACGCGCUUGGCAUGGUGAUCCUUGAGCUGCUGACGGCAAGGACGCCGAUCGGGCUACCUGAGGUGGUGGAGCAAGCAGUGGAAGACGGCCAGAUCACUCAUCUCCUGGAUGAGAGUGCAGGGGACUGGCCCGAGAAGGAAGCGCUUGAACUUGCUCAGCUGGGCCUAGACUGUUUGGAGAUGCGGAGCAAGGACCGGCCUGACCUCAAGAGCGUGGUGCUGGCGGAGCUGCUACGGCUGAAGCGUAUCGCAGACGGCGUGUCGGGGGUGGCGCUGGCGCAGGUGGUGCCGGGCUCGCCAGGGACACCCAGCCACUUCAUGUGCCCAAUACUCAAGACGCUGAUGUAUGACCCGUGCAUCGCGUCGGACGGGUACUCGUACGAGCGCAGCGCGAUGGAGAUGUGGCUGCGCGACAAGGACGUGUCGCCGGUGACCAAGGCGCGGCUGCAUGACAAGACGCUGCGGCCUGACCUGUGUCUCAGGAGCGCCAUCAUCAGCUGGUUGUCCCAGGGGGGGAGGCCUGUGAUGGACUGAGCGAGGCUUAUGGUGGUAAAUACAUACAUUAGCUAGUCUGACAGAAGAAAGUGGUGCACAUAUCAUCGGGGCUUGGUUGGGUUGGGUUGGGAGAGAAUGCUGGUGGCAUUUGGUACAGAGAGUGGAGCUGUUUUUGCGUGUCUGUUGUCGUGGUGUCAGCUGCUUCCGCAUAACGCGAAGGAGCAAUUUUUGCAACGAUGGUGUUGGUUAGGUAAGUAGUGGAGAUGUCCAGGAGAGGAGAGGAGAGGAGAGGAGAGGAAACCCUGAGUUGAGUUGAGUUGGUAUAAAAUAGAAUACGGAAAAUUUUGGUUGGAUUUGGAAGGAUGCCGAGGUUAUAUAUAUGGCAUUGAAACUUGUUGGAGGAUA